This is a messenger RNA of Otolemur garnettii (small-eared galago), 3209 nucleotides long. It is a transcript of the gene DUSP8, whose product is annotated as dual specificity phosphatase 8. The transcript has 7 exons. Gene Ontology annotation, biological process: protein dephosphorylation; negative regulation of MAPK cascade. Gene Ontology annotation, cellular component: cytoplasm. The record is from RefSeq and is a predicted model, not a curated record. The coding region runs from base 945 to 2807 and encodes 620 amino acids. Gene Ontology annotation, molecular function: MAP kinase tyrosine/serine/threonine phosphatase activity; protein tyrosine/threonine phosphatase activity. NCBI's taxonomy places the organism in Eukaryota, Metazoa, Chordata, Mammalia, Primates, Galagidae.
GUCUGGGAAGGCCCAGGUUUGCCCCUCACAGAGAAAGCAGGGCUGGACCCUGGCCACAAAGGCUGCACAGGCUCAGGCAAUCCUUUUGGCAGCCUUGACUGGCCUAGGCAUGUGGUAUGGGGACAGUGACCAGUAGAAGCUCUGCAGAUCAGCAGGGAUGGUACAGGCCAGGUGGGAACAGAGGAAAGGGGGAUAGUGUCAGUUUCUGAGGCUCAGUCCAGACCUCAUCCCUGGGAGCUGAGUGGGCCUCCACUCCACUCGCCUCUCAUCCCCAGGCCAGGACUGGCUUUGCUUGUCCUUGCCAUGGGCCCCGCCAAACAGAGUGAAGGGAUAGAAGAAAGACCCUUCCUGCCUCACUGACCUCAAGGGCUGAGGUGGGAACCCACCCAGGGAGAGCAUGAGGACAGAGUGAGCUAGUCCCCGUGAACAUGUGGACUCCUGCUUUCCAAGUUGCCACCACCAGUCUCUUUUCUGGCUUCCUUAGCACGGCAGCAUCUCCCUAGAGGUGUCCCUGGGUGAUGGUGGCCCAACUGCUCUGCCUCCCAGCCUUAGUGCUGACUCUUCCACAGCCCAUUGAGGUGAGGGCUGGGCUCCACCUGAGUGGGACAGUGUUUCCUCUGACCACAGCUCUGACUGCUGCCUGUGCAGGUGGCAAGUUCCUCAUCCCCAGCUGAUGAGCAGAGAGUGACUUUGUGAGGAUUCUGUCACAUAUGUGCUCAGGGAUGUGAAUGUACUUCACGGAGGCCUUGAGUGGAAGCCCCUGUGUGUGAGGAGGCCCUGAAGCAGGCACCUGGGGUGCAUGGCUCCUGGAUUCUCGAGGACUUUGGCAAGCAGAGGGUCUGGCGCCAUGUGCUAGGUCACACCAGAAGUGUGAGGCCAUACCCCAGGCCAUUGGAGCAGCCCCUCCUCUCUUCAGGGGUCACCCCACUGCCCAGCUCCCCACCAUGGCUGGGGACCGGCUCCCGAGGAAGGUGAUGGAUGCCAAGAAGCUGGCCAGCCUCCUGCGGGGCGGGCCUGGGGGGCCGCUGGUCAUUGACAGCCGCUCCUUCGUGGAGUAUAAUAGCUGGCACGUGCUCAGCUCUGUGAACAUCUGCUGCUCCAAGCUGGUGAAGCGGCGGCUACAACAGGGCAAGGUGACCAUCGCGGAGCUCGUCCAGCCUGCUGUGCGCAGCCAGGUGGAGGCCACAGAGCCCCAGGAUGUGGUGGUCUAUGACCAGAGCACCCGGGACGCCAGUGUACUGGCUGCAGACAGCUUCCUCUCCAUCCUUCUCAGCAAGCUGGAUGGCUGCUUCCACAGUGUGGCCAUCCUCACAGGGGGCUUUGCCACCUUCUCCUCCUGCUUUCCUGGCCUCUGUGAGGGCCGGCCUGGAGCUCUGCUGUCCAUAAGCCUCUCCCAGCCUUGCCUGCCUGUGCCCAGUGUAGGUCUGACACGCAUCCUGCCUCACCUCUACCUGGGCUCUCAGAAGGACGUCCUGGACAAGGACCUGAUGACCCAGAAUGGAAUAAGCUAUGUCCUCAACGCCAGCAGCUCCUGCCCUAAGCCCGACUUCAUCUGCGAAAGCCGCUUCAUGCGCAUCCCUAUCAAUGAUAACUACUGUGAAAAACUGCUGCCCUGGCUGGACAAGUCCAUUGAGUUCAUAGAUAAAGCCAAGCUAUCCAGCUGCCAAGUCAUCGUCCACUGUCUGGCUGGCAUCUCGCGCUCUGCCACCAUCGCCAUUGCCUACAUCAUGAAGACCAUGGGCAUGUCCUCAGAUGAUGCUUACAGGUUUGUGAAGGACCGUCGCCCGUCCAUCUCACCCAACUUCAAUUUUCUGGGGCAGCUGCUGGAGUAUGAGCGCAGCCUGAAGCUCCUGGCAGCCCUGCAGGGCGACGUGGGCUCUCCCUCUAACCCUAAACCCGCGGAGGCCCCGCUGCCACAGCUGCCGCCACCUACCUCAGACGACGCCGCCCCUGGGAGCGCUGCGGCCCCCGCAGCCAGGGAGGGCGGCCCUGGCGCCUGCGUGGAGCCCCCAGCACCCGCCCCGGCCACCAGCGCGUUGCAGCAGGGUCUGCGCGGCCUGCAUCUCUCCUCCGAGCGCCUCCAGGACACCAAUCGCCUGAAGCGCUCCUUCUCCCUGGACAUCAAGUCGGCCUACACCCCGAGCCGACGGCCUGACGGCCCCGGCCCACCCGACCCCGGCGAGGCCCCGAAGCUCUGCAAACUGGACAGCCCGUCUGGGGGCGCGCUGGGCCUGCCCUCGCCUGGCCCCGACAGCCCGGAAGCGGCCCCUGAGGUGCGCCCUCGGCCCCGCCGGCGGCCCCGGGCCCCAGCCAGUUCCCCCGCGCGCUCCCCAGCGCACUCCCUUGGCCUGAACUUCGGUGAUGCGACCCGCCACACUCCGCGGCACGGCCUUUCGGCGCUGUCGGCGCCGGGGCUGCCCGGCCCGGGCCAGCCGGCUGGCCCCGGAACCUGGGCGGCGCCACUCGACUCCCCGGGCACCCCGUCACCCGACGGGCCCUGGUGCUUCAGCCCCGAGGGCGCUCAGGGGACGAAUGGCUCCCUGUUCAUGCCUUUCAGCCGGGCGGGCGCUCAGGGACCCGGAGGCAGCGGCGACCUGCGGCGGCGCGAGGUGGUGCGGGCCGAGCCCCGGGACGCGCGGACCGGCUGGGUCGAUGAGCCGGUCCCGGAGACGCAGUUCAAGCGCCGCAGCUGCCAGAUGGAGUUUGAGGAGGGCAUGGCAGAGGGGCGCGCUCGCGGUGAGGAGUUGGCUGCUCUGGGCAAGCAGGGGAGCUUCUCUGGCAGCGUCGAGGUCAUCGAGGUGUCCUGACCAGUAGGGCCCCAGCCUCUCCGCUGCCCUUGGCGCCCUGGGCUCCGCUACCAGCAGCUGGCCAUUAUAAAUAUAUAUUAUAUAUAAUGCAAAGAAAGGUAAAUGGUUUUACUGCGAUUUUUAUCGAGAAGUAAAUAUUUCGAUUUUUUUAUUUAUUUGAGCUGUUCAUUCUGGCAAUGAUCUGGCAACAUGCCGGGUGGUCCUCGGAGCUCUAUUUUUACUGUCUGGUAUUUAAACUGAAACAUGUUUCUAAGCAAUAUGAGGCCACCUUCAGUAGCAAGCUGGGGUGCCAGGCCUGGGGUCCCCUCCCCAACUCCCCUGCAAUCCCAGGAAACACUGCUGACCUUUGCAAAGAGGCUGCCGAGCUUUCAGCUUUUGUGCACUUUUUACGUAAGAAAAAGG